UCUGAGAGAACAUUUUCUAUCAACAGAAACAGAAGUAUUGAAAUGAAGUUAUGCAUGAUAUAGGUUGCCUUGGGGAAAAUAAGUACUGUAGGAGCAAAAGAAUGGUGGGAAAAAAUUGCCAUACUGCCGAGUAUAGUAAAGUUAGAUGUUUUUAGUAAUUUAACAAUUGAUAAUGUAGUUAUGUAAAGUGAAUUACACAAGAUAAAAUUAUUUGGAAAGCUAAUUAUGUGGCAUAUCAACUUAUCUAGUUCACAAAUUCUCAGAGAAUACUAUGUGAUAGCAACCUGAUUACUCCAGCAGGCAAUUUCCCCCAACACCACACAUUUAAGCAAAAGUAGUAGAGAAGAAUCUGAAUUAUGCAUACUGCUUAUCCUCAACUCAACAUGUAUUCGCAAAUGGAAAACAGAAAAGGAAAAUGGCAAAUGCGCUAGCAAUAGGUGUGCCAGAAUCACUCACAAAGCUACUGCCUUCCCAAAUUUACUACAACUCAAUUCUUGACUUGCUUCUAUCUCUGCCCUCUUUUUGUAGCUAUGUUUCAUUCCAUCCAAACGUUGUCCAUUCUCCAUGUGUGUGGUUCCUGAGCAAGAGCAAUUGCAUGUGUCAACUCAGCAGAAGAGAUAUGUUUCCUCUUGUAUACCUUCUUAAUCGGAGGUAUAGGAACCUCAUUGAAAGAGCUUUGAGAGCAAGGCUUGUCUAUGGGACCCCUAACAUGAAUCGAGCUGUUAGCUUUGAGUACAUGAAUCGCCAGUUAGUAUGGAAUGAAUUUUCGGAAAUGUUGUUGUUACUUCUCCCUCUUCUUAACUCUUCAACCUUUAAAAACAUAUUCCACCCAUUGUCAAAGGAUAAAUCUUCAAGCUCUAUAGAAGAUGACACCCGUUGUCCGAUUUGCCAAGCAAAUCCGACCACUCCAUUUCUUGCCCUUCCUUACCAACACAGGUACUGUUAUUACUGCCUUAGAAUGCGUUGUGCUGCAGCUGCAUCAUUUCGGUGUUCCAGAUGCAGCGAGCAAGUAAUUGCAAUGCAGCGAUGUGGUGUAGUUGAUCAUAAAGUUCCAAGUCAAUGAUGCUUGUAUAGGAAGUAGAAGAAAGAAAGGUCAUAUAAACUUAGAGUACUUUAUAAAAAAAAGCCUGUUUAUGGCAAACAAGUUUACUGGGGAAAUUACAACCUCAGUUCAAAAUAUUUUUCCCCUAUUUGUUGGGAAUUGAGGGGAGGGGCGCUUUCUAACACUUGUCUCUUAAUUGUAAGAAGUUUACUCAUAAGGGAUGUAAAUCCCAUUUUUUUUUUUGUGUUAGAAAUUGUGCUUAGUAUUGAACAAGGUUAGAUUUGAGUCGAGUCGAGUCUGAACAAGGUGAAGCUCAUUUUCGACUUGUUUUCAAGUGGGCUUAGUUCGUUUUUGGCUCAGGCUUGUCAAGCAUGAAGAAACACUAGUUUGUGUUCAACUUACUUGGCGAUUUAAGAGUUCGUGAUCAGUUUGCACCUAACUCGAGUUUGUGUGGAUGAAUUGAACUUGGCUCGAGUCCACAUGAGAUGUUUCACUCAGCUCCCUCAAAUGAUGUCAUUCUUUUUAACUUUUUUUUUUUAAUGAUGCAAGUUGUGUUUGGCUUGUGAGUCAAGCAUGACCUUUGUUUGGAUUCAGGUUUGUUUUUCUUAUUAUUCUUCAACUCGUAUUUGAGUUCGUGUUCA
Messenger RNA from Mangifera indica (mango), 1683 nucleotides. Its product is annotated as peroxisome biogenesis protein 2-like. The record is from RefSeq and is a predicted model, not a curated record. The transcript has 4 exons. Gene Ontology annotation, cellular component: peroxisomal membrane. Lineage: Eukaryota; Viridiplantae; Streptophyta; Magnoliopsida; Sapindales; Anacardiaceae. Gene Ontology annotation, molecular function: zinc ion binding. The coding region runs from base 416 to 1063 and encodes 215 amino acids. Gene Ontology annotation, biological process: protein import into peroxisome matrix.